Molecule: messenger RNA, 443 nt
Organism: Zeugodacus cucurbitae (melon fly)
Lineage: Eukaryota; Metazoa; Arthropoda; Insecta; Diptera; Tephritidae
Product: pupal cuticle protein C1B-like
Exons: 2
Coding region: 122-370 (82 amino acids)
Source: RefSeq, a predicted model, not a curated record
GUGAUUGACAGAAAAUUGUCUUAUUUUCAAAAGUAUUUAAGCUAGACAUACGCACCAGAAAUUUAUCAGUUUCACUCUGCUUUUCUGCAAUCAAGUAACUAACCAACCACAAACAACCAAAAUGUUCAAAUACUUCGCUCUUGUUUUCGUCGCACUCUUCGCCUUCGCUGCUGCUGAGCCCAAACCCGCUGUCGUCGCUGCUCCAUUGGCCUACUCUGCCCCAUUGGUCGCCUCUCCCUACGCCGCUGCCUAUGCUGCCCCAUAUGCCGCUUACGCUUCACCCUACACCGCUUCCUAUGCGGCCUACGCUUCACCCUAUGCUGCCUACUCCGCUUACCCCUACAGCGCCGCCUAUGUGCUCCGCAAGUAAACGGAAAACACUUGAAAGAAUCGGGAUUGAGGGAUUAUGAAAAUGGGAUAAUAAAAUAAAAACAUAAACGAUA